CGACACGCCAUAUAAAUAAGAUUAAUUGCACCAUAUUUAAACAGUCUUGAUAGAUACCCGAACUUUUAAAUAUAAACUCGACUGUUGUGUUUUUCGAAUCCGUUGAUACAGUGCGUAUACUACGUGGGUAAAAUAAACAUUUCCGUCUGAAAAUGCCUGCGAGUGUUAGGAAAGUUUUGCUGCUAUACGUCGGGGGGACCAUAGGCAUGCAGAAAAAUGAUCAAGGAGCAUACAUUCCCAUUCCAAACGCAUUUUUACAAAAACUUACAAAGGAAAUCCACCGUCCAGAAGUGGCCAAGGAAUAUAACAUAGAAAUGAAAAAAAAUCAGCUUAUACUAUACCAAGGCAGAAUUAUAAUCUGCGAAUUUAAAGAAUACGAUCCUCUUUUGGAUUCUAGCAACAUGACAGAAACCGAUUGGAGUCUAAUUGCCAAAGACAUUGAACAAUACUACAAUGAGUUCGAUGGGUUCGUGGUACUUCAUGGUACCGAUACCUUAUGUUACACUUCUUCAGCUCUCUCAUUUAUGCUGGAAGGCCUCAGUAAACCAGUAAUAGUAACAGGAUCUCAAAUAUCAUUUUUCGAACCAAGAAACGAUGCCAAAAGUAACAUACUGUCUUCAAUUGAUAUUGCAGUUAAUUAUGAUAUACCGGAAGUUUGUAUAUUUUUUGCUGACAAAUUGUGCAGGGGAAAUAGAACGACAAAAAUUAGUUCGACGCAGAUGAACGCCUUUAAUUCGCCAAACUUACCGCCCCUUGCGGAAGUGGGUAUCACAGUUAAAGUCAAUUCUCGUGCCAUUCGUAAACCAGGGAAGAACUUGAAGGUGUUUAGAAGAUUAACUUCAAAUGUUGGAGUAAUUACAAUAGUACCAACAAUAAACUCUGCAAUGCUAAAAGCAAUUCUACAACCACCUCUAGAAGGAGCAGUACUGGAAUCAUUUGGAGUUGGAAACAUACCAACAAGAAGACAAGAUAUUCUCGAUGCCCUAGAAGAGGCAAUUAAACGUGGCGUAAUCAUAGUAAACAUAACGCAAUGUUCAGAGGGCGCAGUAAAUGCUUUGUACGAACCUGGACAACUUAUGGAAAAUAUUGGUGUAAUCAGUGGGAAUGACAUGACUCUUGAGGCAGCUUUAACCAAGCUAUCAUAUGUUUUAGCUUUACCAAACUUAUCAAGGGAUGACAGAAUAAUGCUCGUAAGGAAAGAUUUGCGCGGUGAAUUGACAGCACCUGAUAAUAAUAAUAAUAAUAAUAAUAAUUGUGCUAAAGUAAAUUAAUAUAAUUUAUCUAUUUUUUUUUCAAUACAUUUUUAUUUAUUUAAUUAAUAUGACUGUGUUAAAUUUUAAGUUAAGUAUGUAGAGUAAGUAUUAUUAUAAACAAAUAUUAUGUAACGCCUUUAAUGAUAAAAUGUUGUGAAACGAUUAAAUUGUUUAAUAAUAUUGAUCCAAAAUAAAAAUAUCGCCAGCUAAAAUGAUGAAAUUUCCGUCAGUAGGUAUGUGUUAAAUAAUUGGAAAGAUUUAUUUAUUUAAUAAAUAUUUAUCAAUUC
Brassicogethes aeneus is the source of this 1540-nucleotide messenger RNA. Lineage: Eukaryota; Metazoa; Arthropoda; Insecta; Coleoptera; Nitidulidae. The record is from the annotation of a GenBank genome assembly.